Messenger RNA from Linum trigynum, 1842 nucleotides. The record is from the annotation of a GenBank genome assembly. NCBI's taxonomy places the organism in Eukaryota, Viridiplantae, Streptophyta, Magnoliopsida, Malpighiales, Linaceae.
AUGGCUAGAUGCCAAGAUGGAACAAUCACAAGCAGCAAACUGGUUGAAGUUUCUCCCAUUGUGGACCGAUUUCGCCCAAUCUCUUCGAAUUCACGAGUUCAAUCAUCCUGCCCAUUCUGUACAGGCAAGAAUGAUAGUUGCCAGAUAGUCCGGUCAAGAACAAAGCUAAUGAAUAUUAUGAUCAAAAGAAGGAAGCCCAAAGAAGCGGAAUCUAUAUUCGAUGGUCUAAUGGAAGAUGGCCACAAGCCAACCCUUCUAACCUACACCACUCUAGUUGCUGCAUUGACUCGUCAAAGGCGUUUCAAGUCCAUCCUGUCUUUGAUAUCCAAAGUUGAAGAAAAUGGGAUGAAACCUGAUUCCAUACUCUUCAAUUCGAUCAUCAAUGCAUUUUCUGAAUCUGGAAAUGUAAAGGAUGCAAUGGGAAUUUUCCAGAAGAUGAAGAGCAGUGGAUGUAAGCCUACCACCAGCACUGUCAAUACUCUCAUCAAAGCAUAUGGGAAUGCUGGUCAACCCGAACAAGCUUCAGAAUUGUUGGAGUCAUUGUUGAAGGAAGAAGACGUGAAGCCAAAUGAGAGGACAUACAAUAUCCUAGUAAGAGCUUGGUGUAACAAGAGAAACAUUGAUGAAGCUUGGAACGUGGUAGACAAGAUGGUGGCAUUUGGAUUGAAGCCAGACGCUGUCACAUUUAACAUACUAGCUAGGGCUUAUGCUGAGAUAAGCAUGACGAGCAGAGCGGAAGACUUAUUGUCCGAGAUGCAGAGAAAUGGAUUGGCGCCAAAUGAGCGAACUUGUGGCAUCAUUGUGAAUGGAUACUGCAACGAAGGAAAUAUGGUGGAAGCCUCAAGGUUUGUGUACAGAAUGGAGAAGCUUGGAGUGCAUCCCAAUCUCAUCGUUUUCAAUUGUCUCAUUAAAGGCUUUGUAGAUAACCUGGACAAGGAUGGAGUUGAGGAGGCACUUGAUGCUAUGGAGGACUACGGAAUCAAGCCUGACGUGGUGACAUUUAGCACGAUAAUGGAUGCAUGGGGAUCUGCAGGUAUCAUGGACCAGUGCCUAGAGAUCUUCAAUGAUAUGUUGAAAGCUGGUAUAGAACCAGACAUCCAUGCAUUCAGCAUCCUCGCGAAAGGUUACGUGCGAGCUGGGGAACCAGAGAAGGCUCAGUCGGUUCUGGCAUCCAUGGGACACUACAGCGUGCGCCCGAACGUAGUAAUAUGCACAACCAUCAUUAGCGGCUGGUGCAGUGCUGGAGAAAUGGACACUGCAAUGGAAGUCUACAAGAGGAUGUGCGAGAUAGGGAUUUCGCCGAAUUUGAAAACGUUCGAGACUCUGAUAUGGGGAUAUGGAGAAGCCAGACAGCCGUGGAAAGCACAGGAGUUGCUGCAAGUCAUGGAGGAGAAAGGCGUAUCUCCGGGGAAGAGCACUAUGCAACUCAUUUCAGAUGCCUGGCUAGCCGUUGGUUUAACAAGUGAAGGCAAGAGAAUAGUGGCUGAAGGAGAAGGAGAUGAAGCUGCAAAUUCUAAGGUUGCUGUAGAUACAAGAGAUGAUGAGAUGCCGAAAGACCCAGAUCUCUCGGCCUCUUAUUCCAAGGUGUUGGAGGUGCCUGGAGAUAUUCUGAAAGGUCCGAAUGGAUCAUCAUCUCCUGUUGUCAAGAUGAGAAGCCAGAUGAUUCUCAAGGACCCCAGGACUUCAUCAGAGGCCUUAUCGCGUAGUUUGAAAUCGAUGUUCUUUUUUCGCGCAUCAGGUUUUGGAAAGCAGCCGCGAGUUAUUUGUAGAAGGCAGGAGCAAAGCCUUUCUUGCAUUCGUGGGAGGUUCACGAGAUCGUGUGGCAUCUUGUCCAUUGCAUGA